CAAUUACUUUACAUUUGAGUAUGCAGUAAUUCAGAGUUAAAAUGUUUUUUUCCCCCCUCCUCUUCGUAAAACGUGGUUUUCGGCAUCGACCGAUACCACACACAGCGUUGGAAUCGGUUUCUGGUAGUCCCCCCCCCAAAAAAUGAUAUCGGUGCAACAUUUUUGAUGUUGUGAUAUAAAAUUAUCCGUAUCGUUAUACUUUUUCCCAAUAAAUGCAAUUCUAAGCUCUAUUUUUCGCCAAAGCAACACCAUUGUAGACACUCCCCCAUCAUGUUUUUGUCAACUGAUCCACCGACCAUCCAUCCAUUCCUACCUCCCUUUUUUCCAUUCUCCUCCCACCCGCUACACAUCUAUUUGGGUACACGUUCAUUGUUGCUCCCCUGCAUCUGAAGACUACAUUUUCCACUCUUCUCGACCUUCCAACAUCAUUUUUGGACGACCGUAUUUGCAUCUGCGACUGUUAAUAACAGGGGGAAGGGAAACCCUUAGCAACAGUUGAAGUGUCCUCAUCAAGGCGCCACGUCCACUCCAUGUUUUCUCAUGGAAAUGUCUUCUUGAAGGCAGUUUUUCGAGGGAAUUCUACACAAAACCAUGUGAAUAUUUUCUUCUACAAACACGAGGCUUUUUUUUUCUCCUGGUACGAAUCUGACCUAGUGAGGUAAAGUGACAUUCUGAAGCUAUCGCCUACUCAAUAAUGCAUUGAGGUGAGCGCAGGUAUGAGAGGGAGGAGAAAGUGUGGUUGUCGAUUACCGGGAGAAAGUGGGAACGAUUACUGCUUGUGGUUGUAACUGGAGAAGAAACGAUCACCUAAGUGGGAGAAGGUUCACAAAAAAUUAGACAUUUGGAGACUUUAAUACUGGAAAAAAGACUGAUUUUAAGCUUGAAAGGUGCUGGCUGAACAACUGAAUUAAUUAACCGUCGCCAUGGUGAACACGGGCAUGCAACUGAUUAGCUUCACCUGCGCGGUGACCGGCUGGAUCAUGGCGAUAGCGGUGACUGCUUUGCCUCAAUGGAAAGUGUCGGCCUUUGUGGGCAGCAACAUCCUGACGUCAGAAAUCAAGUGGGAGGGCAUCUGGAUGAGCUGCGUCUACCAGACCACCGGUCACAUGCAGUGCAAGACGUACGACUCCAUGUUAGCGUUGCCCCCUGACAUCCAGGCCGCACGCGCGCUCAUGUGUUUGGCCAUUUUCAUGGGAUGGUUAUCCUGCACCGUGUCUUGCUGCGGAAUGAAGUGCACCACCUGCGCCGGGGAUGACCGCCAAGCCAAGGCGGGCAUCGCGCUGGCCGGCGGGAUUCUUUUCAUCUUGACUGGACUGUGCGUUCUCGUUCCCAUUUCGUGGACUGCGAACACCGUGGUUCAAGAUUUUUACAACCCAAACGUGCCGCUGAUGCACAAACGGGAGUUGGGUCAGGCUAUUUAUCUGGGUUGGGCCGCAGCGGUUAUUUUGAUGAUUAGCGGCGCGGUGUUGAGUAGCACGUGCCCGUUGGCGGAUAGGGGGGGACGGUAUCGCAGAGGAUACGUGGGACGUAAUUUUGCGAAUUCGCCUGCUUCGGCGCCGAAUCUUCCUAAAACUAUUACAUCGACCAGUUUACCGCUUAAGGAGUACGUGUAGAGACUAGAGUAGACAAGAUGGCUGCCAGAAAAGAGAAUUCUGGUAGUUGAUUAAUCUCAUAUUGGUCACAGAUUAAUCUCAGAUCAGUCGGUACUCAAAUAGAGAUCAAUCGUAGUUUAAUCUCAAGGUGACUGCAGACUAAUUUUGCAUCAGUCAGAAUUUGAACUUGGAUCGAAGAAGAUUAAUCUCAUCGGUCACAGAUCAAACUGAGAUUAAUCGUAGAUUAAUCACAGAGCAACUGCCGACUAAUUUUGUAUUGAACAUAGUUUGAUUUCGGAUCGAAAAAGAUUAAUCUCGGAUCGGUCUCUGAUCGAAAUGAGAUCAAUCGUAUAUUAAUCUCAGAGUGGCUACAGACUAAUUUUGCAUUGGCCAGAAUUUGAUCUCAGAUCAUUGAUGAUUAAUCUCAGAUCGGUUGCAGAUCAAAUUGAGAUCAAUCGUAGAUUAAUCUCAGAGCGACUGCAGACUAAUUUUGCAUGGGCUAGUUUGAUCUCGGAAUCGAAAAAGAUUAAUCUCAGAUCGGUCGCAGAUCAAUUGUAGAUUAAUCUCAGAGCGGCUGCACACUUUUGCUUCGGCCAUCGUUUGAUCUCAGAUCGAAGAUGAUUCAUCUCAGAUCAGUCGCAGAUCAAAUUGAGAUCAAUCUUAGUCUGCAGUCACUCAGAGAUUGUUUGCAUUGACCUUAGUUUGAUCUCUGAUCGAAGAAGAUUAAUCUCAGAUCGGUCGCAGAUCAAAUUGAGAUCAAUCGUAGAUUAAUCUCAGUGAUCCGAGACUAAUUUUGCAUUUGAUUUCGGACUGAAAAAGAUUUAUCUUAGAUUGGUCGCAUAUCAAAUUGAGAUCAAUUGUAGAUUAAUCUCAGAGCGGCUGCAGACUCAUUUUGCUUCGACCAUUGUUUGAUUUUUGGAUCGAAGACGAUUCAUCUUUGAUUGGCUGCAGAUCAAUGUCAUAUAAAUUGUAGAUUAAUCUCAGAGCGACUGCAGACUAAUUUUGCAUUGGCUAGUUUGAUCUCGAAUCGAAAAAGAUUCAUCUCAGAUCGGUCGAACAUCAAAUUGAGAUCAAUUGUAGUUGUAUUGAGUUCAUUUUCCUCUCCUCUUAUAGAUCAAUCUCAGAGCAGUAGCAGACUAAUUUUGCUUCGGCAAUAGUUUGAUCUCUUAUCGAAGAAGAUUGAUCUCUGACUGGCUGCAAAUCAAUCUCAUUUAAAUUGUAGAUUAAUCUUGCUUCAACUGUAGAAUAAUCUCACUACGGUUUUGGAUUUAACUCAGAUUGGUUGUAGAUUAAUCUAUCCAAUUUUGUGUUGAUUUCAAAUAGGCCGUAGAUAAAUUCUUUCAAUCCAUCGACUGUGAUAAAUGUCCAAGCAUGUGGCUCUUUUCUUCCUCCUGCUGUGAAUUUAAAUGUCAUGAGUUGACGUCCAAUCCAUUUGAACUGGGAUUAAUUGAAAAAAUCCAAGGGGUGACUAAACCUAAGAAGGUGUUAUGAAAUCUGCACUUUGCUUAAUAUGUGUUUAUCAGUAUUUAAACCUGUGCAGGUUCACUGAAUUUUAAACCAUUUUAUGAUUAUUUAUCCAUUUAUUUCCUGUUGUCUGUAUUUUCAUAUUCCAUUGAAUUGUGAAAUAAAAACAUACUGUGUGAAUCUCUUGAUCUUUUUUUGCUUCAC
Messenger RNA from Corythoichthys intestinalis (scribbled pipefish), 3260 nucleotides. RefSeq names its product claudin 35 (gene cldn35). The transcript has a single exon. Gene Ontology annotation, cellular component: bicellular tight junction; plasma membrane. The record is from RefSeq and is a predicted model, not a curated record. The coding region runs from base 924 to 1613 and encodes 229 amino acids. Gene Ontology annotation, biological process: cell adhesion; bicellular tight junction assembly. Lineage: Eukaryota; Metazoa; Chordata; Actinopteri; Syngnathiformes; Syngnathidae. Gene Ontology annotation, molecular function: structural molecule activity.